UCAGAGACGUUCGUGUAUUCAUGUUUUGCUAGUCGAUUUCGAUUGUCAAUCGAUUCGAGAAUUCAACACAAAUCGCACAAAACUCGUCUCGUCGUGUGGUCGCAAUCAUCCGCCAAACAAAGUCACAAAAAUACACGGAACUUACUCAAUAUAAAAAUAAUUAUAUUUGCCCUCAAUUAAUUAGAUAUAAAAUUUUACUGUGCUCGAAGAAGAAAGCAUAAAACAACUCAGUCAGUAAAAAAAUGAAAAACAAAUAAUCAAUUUGUUUUGUGCCUGUGAUUCCUCCGUUCAGUUGAGUGAAAAAUAGUCGACAGAAAAAUAUUCAUAAGAAGAAAAGAAUGUGAAAAAAAUCCUUCUUCGAUUUUUCAAUAUUUCCAAUUGAAUUUUUGUUUGUUUCUCUUCUCGGAAAUUUAUGACGACCAAAAAAAGAAAAAUAAAUAAAAAAUUCUAUCAAGUCGAUUGAGUAAGUUAUGCAAAUAACGGUGAAACUGAAAGUUAUUCGGUUUAUUGUAUCUUUUUUUUAUAGCGUCUCUCUAUCUGACGAGAAGUGACGAAACGAAGAAAUGAGAAAAAGAGAUUCUCAUUCGCUCCGCCGAAAUUGAGAUUAUUUUCGUUGAUUUUAUCGAAUUGUUGUUGUUUAUUGUUGUUGUUGGGAUCGGUCAGUCAGUCAGUUGGUCGUCUACGGGUGAAUCCAAUUGAUGACAGAGAUUCCCAAAUGCCAAUGGGACACUUUUACGCGCUUGUCACUUACAAUCCAACAACUGUGACGACCGCACGUUUUCUAGAGCGGGUAGACCUCGAUUUAUUAACCAUUUAAUUGUCUUCCCCCCCUCCCCGAAAGUCGGUCGAGAGUUGAAUCGAAUCCAAAUCAAGAAAAAGAAAAAAAAGAUAAAAUAUCUUCUUGUUUUUCUGAUUUUUCAUGAUUUUAUUGUUUAGUGUCUGUCUGCAUGCAUUUGAGUGUUGGCAUCGACGACAACCACAAAAGCCAUACCAAAGCCGAAGCCAAAGCCGAAGGCUGUAAAAUCUGGUUUUGUAGUUGAUGUUGUUGAUGUUGCUUGUCGGCAACGGUGCACCUCCCCCAACUGAAUCAACCACUACGACCAGUUUCAACUGAUUGUCAUCAUCGUGUUCUAUGCAAAAAAGAAACAAAAAAUGAUGCAUAGACGUAAAGUUCAUUUUUUGUGCUCUACCACUUCCACCACACCCGGCACCGGCUACAACUACAGUACACAAGCAACGACCAGGAGCAUGUUGCUGUUUGUUGUGUGCAUAGUUUUUGUAGCCUCAUUCGGUAACUUGGAUGCAUCGGCUGCUGCUGCUGAAACUGAUCACAAUUGUAACCAUCAACAUCCUAAGGCACAUGAGGUAAUCCAUGGCGUACACACUGAGCCGGUCCACGUGAUACGAAAACGAAGCAUAAAUCAGCCAUUGAGGAUAUUACUGUUUUACGAUGAGUCCGUUUACAGGUUGGAUGAAGAUAAAUUUGAACUUAUCAAUAAUACUGUGUUACCUGAAGCAGUACAAUUUUGGGAACAAGCAUUGAUGGUGCGUGAAACAAAAGGAAUCAUUCGACUAAACAGAAAAUGUGACAGCACACAAGUUUUCGUCAAGGACUCCCUAACGCACUGUAUAGAUCACUGUAAAUCGAUAACAAUGUGCGGUGAAGUGCAAGUUCCUGAUGAGCAUCUCGAUGUGUGUCGUAUCUGCAAUGCCACCGGCCAGGAUUGCCGUCCCGAACCAACAACACAACGAGGACCAGGCAUUCAUAAUGCCGAUUUUGUGUUCUAUGUGUCAGCCAGACAAACAGAACGUUGCCAUAAAGGCUUGACAGUGGCCUACGCCGCUCACUGUCAGCAAGAAGCUGCCCUCGACAGACCCAUUGCCGGUCAUGCCAACUUAUGCCCGGAUAGCAUAAGUACAAAACCACAAGAGUUACAGACUCUGCUGUCCACUGUGAAGCAUGAAAUUUUACACGCCCUCGGCUUUUCAGUCAGCUUGUAUGCAUUCUUCCGGGACGAGCAUGGUAACCCACGCACGCCACGGAAAUCCGAUACGGGAAAACCCUAUCUCAAUGAAAAGCUACAAAUACACCAAUGGAGUGACAAAACAAUACGCAAAGUUGUUCGAGAUAAGUGGUCGGUGAGGGGUGGGACAAUUCGAAAAGUGGUUGAUAUGAUGGUGACGCCUCGUGUCGUCGAGGAGACUCGCAAACACUUUAACUGCCCCGAGUUGGAGGGUGCCGAAUUGGAGGAUCAAGGUGGCGAGGGAACAGCCCUCACUCAUUGGGAGAAGAGGAUAUUAGAGAAUGAAGCAAUGACUGGAACCCACACACAAAGUCCUGUCUUUUCACGAAUAACUCUUGCAUUGAUGGAGGAUUCGGGUUGGUAUAAAGCAAACUUUAGUAUGGCCUCACCAUUGUCCUGGGGCAAAGGAUUGGGUUGUACUUUUGCUAUGCGAAGUUGCAAGGACUGGAUUCAAAUGAAUAAUGGAAGAGGUCGUUCAAUUCACCCCUUCUGUUCAAAAGUUAAGCGAGAUCCACUUCAAACUGAAUGCACAGACGAUAGGAACUCCGUUGCUCUCUGCAACUUAAUUCGACACGACUACGAACUGCCAAAGGAAUACCAAAACUUCGAUAGCAUAAAUCACGUCAAAGAUGGCGAAGAAGGUUUCUAUGGUGGAUCGGUCUCCCUUGCCGAUCACUGCCCAUACAUUCAAGAAUUCACGUGGCGAAGUAAAAACAUCAUUGUUCGUGGAUCACAUUGUAAAUUUGAAGAAAAUAAUCCAAAACCCGAGAAAAACUUUGCCCUCGAAAGCUAUGGCAAAGGCUCCAAAUGUUUUGAUCACAGCGAAAAUAUGUGGGAAGAACGUUCCUGCCGCCAAACCCGCGAAUGGCAACACUGGGGCUCCGGCUGUUACAAAUACAAAUGUGACAAUGGCCGACUCCACAUAAUGGUCGCCAAUUAUUCCUACGAAUGUUUCUUCCCCGGCCAACAAUUGUCAAUUCGCAUCUUUGCCAAUGGAUGGCUACACAAAGGUGCCAUCAUCUGUCCACCGUGCCAUGAACUCUGCGGAGAAUACUUCCAACGACAAGGCUCACAAUGUCGACUGCGUGAGGAAGCACCGCCCUCGAACAAGUAUCCUCGUGAUAAUCUGGCUUGUUCGGCAUCAACAUUUACAUCACAUUCAUUACAUAGCCAAAUUAGCGGUGUGUUAGUUUUAAGCUUUUUAUUUUUAUAUUUAAGGACGAGUUAGAAUUUGGAUUUGUAAACACUUAGAAAGUUAGACGACCCUCUAUCUUGUGAUAAUAUUUCGCUAUAAAACCCAAGAUCGUACAUAGAACAUGUGUGACGUCACUGGGUCUCAAAGUUUUCUUCUAAUUUAUUAACAAACAAAACAAAAAAAAAAAUCCAAAUCAACGAUUAAUUUAUUGUAAUUUUGUUCAAUUCUUGUAUAAUUUAUCGUAAUCGUGUUUGUAAAAUAUUGUAUAAGUAUUUGUAUAAGUACCUUAAAUGUUAAGUCCGUAAAGUUUUCGUCGAAAGCACAUUCCACAACGCAAAGAUGAGCACAACUUUUAUUGCAUUUCUUUUUUAAAACAAAAAAAUUUUCUACAACAAAAAAAAAAACCUAAAUAUAGGUUUUAACUUUUUAAACCAUCGUGUAUUUGUAUAUCUUCGUGUUUUUAAAUAAAUUAAAAAAAAAAAAAUUAGUAAAAUCCAUUAUACAAAAAAUUAAAGUGUAUAUCAAUAAAUAAUUUAAGAAGCAAUUCUGUUGAAUGUUCUUCACAUCUGCUCAGAUUUGUAUCAAUUAAUUCUUGAGAAUGUUUUUAAAUUUUUUAUUUUGUAUAAUAAAAAUCUAUAGAUAAAAAAAAUUAGAAAAUA
Molecule: messenger RNA, 3878 nt
Organism: Episyrphus balteatus (marmalade hoverfly)
Lineage: Eukaryota; Metazoa; Arthropoda; Insecta; Diptera; Syrphidae
Gene: Invadolysin
Product: leishmanolysin-like peptidase
Exons: 11
Coding region: 1153-3252 (699 amino acids)
Biological process (GO): cell adhesion; proteolysis
Cellular component (GO): cytoplasm; membrane
Molecular function (GO): metalloendopeptidase activity
Source: RefSeq, a predicted model, not a curated record